Malassezia japonica is the source of this 1806-nucleotide messenger RNA. RefSeq lists its product as uncharacterized. Gene Ontology annotation, biological process: (1->6)-beta-D-glucan biosynthetic process; fungal-type cell wall organization. The record is from RefSeq and is a predicted model, not a curated record. Bases 1 to 1806 code for a protein of 601 amino acids. Gene Ontology annotation, cellular component: plasma membrane; endoplasmic reticulum membrane. NCBI's taxonomy places the organism in Eukaryota, Fungi, Basidiomycota, Malasseziomycetes, Malasseziales, Malasseziaceae. The transcript has 4 exons. Gene Ontology annotation, molecular function: glucosidase activity.
AUGUCUGGCCGCCGUGCCCUUCGUGCGCAUGAAGAGGACUCGCCUGACUCGCUGCGCCCCGCCAUCCCCCCCACGGCGGUGAGCAAUGCGACGCCGACGCGCCAGCGUCCCCGCAGCGGACUUGUGCUGGAUAUUUCGGAUCGCUCCACUGCGACUGGGCAUAGCAUGACACCCACGGCGAACGGCGUUCCGCUCGUGGAGGCGAGCAGUAGCCGCAAGCGUCCAUACAGCGCAGAGCCAGACGACUAUUUACAUAUCCCUGAUAAGAACCCAAACGCGCGGUCCAGGCAUCCGACGUGGCGUGGCUGUAUCAACGUAUUGACCCUGCUUUUGAUUGCCUGUGCACUGAUCAUGCUGUUUGCUGGAUACCCGAUCAUUGCGAAUAUCGACAAGCUCUAUGGGCGCACCAAUGUCAAUGGAAAGCAGCAAGUCAAAGCGGAUGUGCAGCAGCUGCCUGUCCGCCAGUUGAUUGACACUGACACGCCUACGGAGGCAAAGACACGUACCAGUGAAACCUCCAAUGCCAAGUACGAGCUUGUUUUUUCCGAUGAGUUCAACCAAGCCGGACGUACCUUUUGGCCUGGUGACGAUCCUUUCUGGGAGGCAGGCAACUUUUGGUACGGCGCCACGUUUGAUUAUGAGUGGUACACUCCAGAGGCCAUUGUCACUACCACUGAGCCGAAGAGCGGUGCUGGUGUACUGGAGAUCACGCUUGACCAAGAGAUUGAGCAUGGCCAGUUCUUCCGCUCGGGUAUGCUUCAGUCGUGGAACAAGUUUUGCUUCCAGGGUGGAUAUAUCGAGACGAGGGUUAUGUUCCCUGGUGGACCGCUCACCAAGGGCUACUGGCCCGGUUUCUGGCUGAUGGGCAACCUCGGCCGCCCUGGCUUCCCUGCGUCUAACGACGGUAUGUGGCCGUACGUGUACGAAGAGUGUGACGUGGGCAUCAUGCCAAACCAAACCGAACAAGGUGGCAAGAGUCCUCAGGGCGCGGUGAACGGUGGCAAUAACAACCAACGUAUCUCGAUUUUGCCUGGAAUGCGCUUGUCGUCGUGCACUUGCCCCGGUGAAGACCACCCUGGACCGAGCAACAAGGUUGCUCGUAUGGCUCCCGAGAUUGAUAUUUUGGAAUUGCAAGUCGACGUGAAUAAGGGGGGAUCGUACGCUUCCCAGUCCUUCCAGAUGGCGCCCUUUGACUACAAAUACGACUGGAACGCGAACAAAUCGUCGUACCACAUAUUUAACUCAAAGAUCACGGAUGAGAAUACGUACAAGGGUGGCAACCUGCAAGAGGCCGUGUCUUGUGUGACCAGGGUGCCCGAUGAAGCCUUUGAAGAGGCCGAAGCGGCCACGUUCACCACAAUGGGAAUGGAAUACGUGCCCGACUUUGACAACACGGGACAAGGUUACAUCACCUUCUAUGUCAAUGGAACGCGCUCGUGGACUAUUCUCUCGGGUGUGUUGGACCCGGAUGGUCCGACCGACAUUGGCAACCGUAUCUUCCCCAAGGAGCCGAUGUCGAUUAUUAUGAAUCUGGGUAUUGCCGAUGGUUUCCAGCAAGUCAGUUGGAGCGGCAAGAACAAGGUGGAUUUCCCUGCCAAGAUGAGGUUUGACUAUGUGCGCGUCUACCAGCCGCAAGGCACGGAUCCCAGCCGCAUGUCGUGUGAUCCCCCGGACUACCCUACCAAGGACUAUAUUAACCGCCACAAAGACCUCUAUUACAACAACAAUCUCACCUAUUACACCAACGGAUCUGUGAAUAACAAGCAGAACACCUGGCCCAUGAACAAGAUGACGGGCGGGUGUUAG